AUGGCGCAGCCCCUGGACCACCACGCGCUCCAGCAGCACCAGCACCAGCUCCUCCACGGCCACGCCCUCGUCUCGUCGCUCCUCCCGCCGCCGCCAGGUCUCGAAGCCUCGACCUCGUCGGCGCCGCCGCCCGCACAGCAGCCGCCGCUCGAGCACAAGUCGGCAUCGGACGAGGACGGCAGCCAGCUGUCGCAGGGCCAGCUCAAGAAGCAGCCGGCCAAGCUCUUUCGCUGCACCGGCUUCGGCGAGUGUCAGAUGACUUUCACUCGCUCCGAGCACCUCGCGCGACACGUCCGCAAGCACACGGGCGAGCGGCCGUUCAAGUGCCACUGCGGGCGCGAGUUCUCCCGCCUCGACAACGUCCGCCAGCACGCCGCGACCGUGCACUCGGAGCAGGCCGACCGCAACGCCCAGACGAUCGCCGACCUCGUCGCGCUGCACAACCAGCUGUCGGUCUCGACCCAGCAGCGCCAGAAGGACGCCGGCAUGGUCCUCCAGGACGGUCCCGUCGCCGACAAGGGCUCGUCGCGACGGCGCGCCGACGGCGAGGUCAAGCCCAAGAAGGUGACGGCGGCCAAGAAGAAGCAGACGGCGGCCGACAAGAAGGCGCGCGAGCAGGCCGAGGCGGCCGAGCAGGCGCUCGAGCGGCAACGAGCAGCCGAGCAGGAGGCGGCGGCGGCGGCGGCGGCGGCGGCGGCGCAGCAGCAGCCCCCGCCGCACAGCAGCCCGAUGCAGCCACACUCGCAGCCUCCGCCCAUGCAGCCCUACGGCGGCGCGUACGGCGCGGCGCCGUAUCCUGUCGCGCGACCACCUCAACCUGCGCCCGCCGUCGGCAACGCCUACCCGUCGUUCGCCCCGCCGCCCCAGUACCCUUCCACCGCCCCUCCUCCCCUCGGCUACUACCAGCAGAGCGCGCACGUGCAGUACACGUCGCAGCUCGCGGCGCACCAGCAGCUGUACGCCGCCGGAAUGGCCCCGCCGCCUCCUCCGCCGCCGCACGCGCUCUCGUACGGCGACAUGUAUGGUGGCGCGGCCUAUGCGGCGGCAUACGGUCCGGCUUCGGGCGAGGCGCCGCACCCGUACGCCCCGCCGCCGCCGUCGCCGCCGCACGCCGGCCACCGCCCCGAGCCCGUCGGCCUCCCGCACCAGGACCCGUCGUCGAGCGGUCGCUACAACCCGCCGGGACCCCUGUCGUACCCGCCCGUCUCGACGCCUCAGCUCCCCGACGCCGGGCAGCUCACGCCCAACAAGAUCUCGCUCCCGAGCAUCUCGGCGCUCCUGCCCUCGCCUUUCGCCAACGGCCAGCAGGCCCAGUCGCAGCCUCAACCCGAGCCACAGCCGCACCAUGCUCCGCAGCAGCAGCACCCGCAUCAGCAGCGAGACGUCCACCCGCAGCAGCAGGUCGCCUCGACGGCCGCUCUCGACUCGCUCGAGACGGCGCAGCACCAGCACCAGCAGCGCCAGCAGGCGCACUACGCCGCCUUGAGCUCGUCGCAGGGUCGUCCUCCCGCGCAUAGCCCGUCGCCGCACCUACAGCAGCACGCCAUGCUGCAGGGCUACGGCGCCUACCCGCCCGCCGGCGUCGGCGACCUGCAGUACCCGUCUCACCCGAGCAUGGGCGCGCCGCACCCGUACGACCCCUACGCUCGACCCGGCAGCAGGGCCGGCAGCGAGAGGGAGCACCCGCCAUCGCUCAGCAACGGCUCGUCGUCGACGGCCUCGUCGUUCCAGGCCGGCUCACCCUUGCACCCGCACGUCGCCGCACCGCACAACUCGGCCGCCCAGCAGCACUACUCGCACCUGUACAACCCGGCCGGCGCGCCUCACCACUCGGCCUAUCAGUACGCUCCGCCGCAGCCUCAGCAGCCGCACGCCUACCCGUACGCGUCAGCGCAGUACCUCGCGGCAGUGCAGCAGCCGUACGGCGUCGCGCAGGGCAUGUACGCGCCGCCGCCGCCGCCGGCCAAGUACGGCGCCAUGCAGGCGCCGCUCGGCGGGCUCGCAGGGCCUUAUGGCCCGCUAUCCGGUCAAGGCGGCCGAGAGAGCUCGGAGCGAGGAGCUUAGCGCGCCGGUCGCGCAACUCGUCCCCGUUGAGCGCCUCUCGCCUCGACCUCCUCCUCCCCCUCCUCCCGACCUUCCCCUUUUCCCUUUUCGCGUCUCGGGCCUGCACUCGCACACCUCUCGCAUCC
Messenger RNA from Rhodotorula graminis WP1, 2189 nucleotides. RefSeq lists its product as uncharacterized. Lineage: Eukaryota; Fungi; Basidiomycota; Microbotryomycetes; Sporidiobolales; Sporidiobolaceae. The transcript is spliced from 3 exons. The record is from RefSeq and is a predicted model, not a curated record. Gene Ontology annotation, molecular function: DNA-binding transcription factor activity, RNA polymerase II-specific; RNA polymerase II cis-regulatory region sequence-specific DNA binding. Bases 1 to 2064 code for a protein of 687 amino acids. Gene Ontology annotation, biological process: regulation of transcription by RNA polymerase II.